Molecule: messenger RNA, 6624 nt
Organism: Rhinichthys klamathensis goyatoka
Lineage: Eukaryota; Metazoa; Chordata; Actinopteri; Cypriniformes; Leuciscidae
Gene: frem1a
Product: Fras1 related extracellular matrix 1a
Exons: 36
Coding region: 135-6623 (2162 amino acids)
Biological process (GO): cell communication
Cellular component (GO): membrane
Source: RefSeq, a predicted model, not a curated record
UUAUUAUCAAGAAAAAGUGGAGAUGACUUUGCAUGAUUACAUUCUGUGGACAGAGCGAGACCAAACAACUGUUCCUCCUGUAGAUUUAUCCAUUCCCUCAACACAGAGGUCCUGAUCCACACAAACUGAACAGAAUGACUGCAAUAGACAGGGCAUAUUUGCCUUUUCUAAUGCUGGGACUUCUCCACCAGAUUCAGGGCUCUCUGGUAAAAAACAAUCUUGGUCUUAAGGUAAAGAGGGGGCAGUCAGUCUUUCUGCAGGAGGGGGACUUGCAGUUUUAUAUACCCAGAGACAAGGAUGCCUGCAAGCUGGAAGUUGUGCUGAACGAGCCCAUUACACAGCGGGUCGGCACACUGUCCCCACAGGUUUUUGACUGUCACUUUUUGGCUGAUGAAGUGAAAUACACUCAUAAUGGAUGUCCGAUUUUAAAAGAGGAUACUGUUAAACUUCGUCUGUACAGAUUUACAGAGACAGAGACAUACAGUGAGCUGUUCUCUCUCAGUGUUGAAAUCAUGGACCCUGACUGUAAUGUGAUUAGGUUUGGAUCACAGAGUCUUGAGGUGCCAGAGUUUUAUGGCCUCUCCAAUAUCCUAGACGGUAAUGUUGUGUCCUUCCACUAUGAACACCGACACAAUAUUGAGUGCACAGUUCAGAUGACAACUUUGGAGACACAUCUACCUGUUCACGGUCAACUAGUCACCGGGGAACCGGACAAACCAGAGGGACCGAGAGGAGAUGAACCAGAUAGCUUUGUUCCUCUUCGAAGACAGCUGGAUAAUAAAGCUCGAGCUCAUUGUAAAAGUGACGACUGUCUAAAGGGUCUUAAACUGCUGAAGAUCAUCAAAGUACCAUGCAAUGAUUUCCUCAUGAUGGGUAUCCGCUACCACCACAUCGAUCCUCCAUCUCCAGACAUAGAUUACAUCGCAAUUAGACUGGAUCUCAUAGACACUCGUAGCAGAAGCAUAAUUCAGUCAGAGCAGGCCUGGAUCCCGGUAACCAUUAAAGACGCGAUGCCCAACCAGCCGCCCAAGCCUGCUUUUAUGUCCAUGUUCAUCUUAGAGGUGGACCAGUUCAUUCUGACUCCUCUCUCCACGGCAACUCUGGAUGCGGAGGAUGAUGAGACGCCCAAACAGAGGCUGGUGUUCAACAUUACUAACCCCCCUAAUGAGGGCUUCAUUACUCAUCUGUCUGAUCACACCAAACCCAUCUCCUCCUUCUCCUGGAUGGAUCUCAACGACAUGCUGAUCAGCUACCAGCCUCCAAACUCCAGUCACACGCAGCGGCGGAACUAUGAGGUGGAGUUUGAGGUGCAUGAUUUCUACUUUGAGAAAAGCCAGCCUGUGAUGGUGCAUGUGUCAAUCAGGACAGCUGAAACCAAUGCACCAAGAGUAUCAUGGAACAUGGGUCUCAGUCUGUUGGAAGGUCAAUCCCGUCCAAUCACAUGGGAUCAGCUGCAGAUUGUUGACAAUGACAACCUGAAGGCUGUGAGGAUCAUCACUGUGGAUGGCCUGCAGCACGGCAGACUAACUGUUAGAGGUGGAAAAGGUUUCAUGUUCACUGUGAAGGAUAUUAAGGAUGGUGCGGUACACUACCAUCAUGAUGACAGUGACACUACUAAAGAUUUUAUAGUUUUCCGGAUUACUGAUGGUUUACAUCAAACUAGACACAAGUUUCCCAUCAACGUCCUGCCCAAAGAUGACAGUCCACCCUUCCUCAUUACCAAUAUGGUGCUGGAGCUGUCUGAAGGUCAGACGGGUCUUUUGAGAGGAUCCAUUUUGCAAGCCUGUGAUAUGGACUCAAGUGAUGACUACAUCAUGUUCAACAUCACCAGACCUCCUCAGGCAGGGGAAAUCAUGAAGAUGCCUGGUCCUGAGAUAACAGGAUACCCUGUUACCCGUUUUCUUCAGAAGGACCUCUUCCAUUCCAUCAUCUACUAUCGGCACUCAGGCAGUGAGGUGUUUGAUGACUCUUUUGAGGUGGUGCUCUCUGAUUUUCAUGACCCUCCUAAUCUUUCAGAGCCUCAGGUCAUUGUGAUUCAAAUCCAGCCAGUCCCUGAUCAGCCUCCACAAGAGGCACCGGGUGUGACCAGGCACUUGGUUGUCAAUGAGACUGAUGUCACCUACUUGACCAAGCAGCAGCUGCACUUUGUUGACUUGGAGUCACCAGAUAGUGAGCUCACAUACACCGUAACCACCCCACCUUUCUACAGCACCACCUAUGGAGGGUCUGAUGCAGGAAGGUUGUUUCUGGUUGAUAGCAUCCCAAAAUUUAAAAAGGACCCAAAUGCCCCGAUGCUGAGACUUUUCACUCAGAAUGCAGUCAACUACAUGAAAGUAGCUUACAUGCCUCCCAUCCUGGACAUUGGACCCUACCCCCAGCACAUCCAGUUUAUCCUGUCGGUGACCAACCAGCAAGACAGCAUGACCGCUGGAAUCUGCUUCAACAUAACGAUUCUGCCAGUGGAUAACCUGGCACCAGAGGUACAUGUGAGACAGCUGACGGUGGAUGAGGGGGGAGAGAGCUGGGUGAGUGAAGAACACAUGCGUCUAAAGGACCAGGACUCGCUCGAGGAUUCUCUGCACGUGGAGCUGAAGACUAAACCUCAGCAUGGCAGUAUUUACCUGGAUGGCACAGCUAUGAGUCCAGGCCAGACUUUCACAGUCAGGGAUCUGAAAAGCCUAAAAGUUAGAUAUCGCCAUGACAGCUCUGAGACAGAACAUGAUGAUAUUAAAUUCAUUGCCACGGAUGGGAUAAAUAUUGCUGACUUUGUACUACAUGUCAAGGUGACGCCAGUCAAUGAUGAGGCGCCAAUGCUAGUGCCAGGUUUGAAACCCAUUUUAGCCUGUGCAGAGGGACAGGAAGUGGUCAUCACCAUUGAGUACAUCUGUGCCACAGAUCCUGACAGUGAUGAUAGCACAUUGAUGUAUAUGAUCGCCCGACAACCAUAUCAUGGGGUAGUUCAAAGAAAUGACAUCGUGGUGGACCGCUUCAUUCAAGCAGAUAUAACUGCUGGCUUAAUUUCCUAUAGACACACAGGACACGAGAUUGGGCUACAACCACGUCAUGACAUUGUCACGUUUGUGAUCUCUGAUGGAGAAUCAGGGCUACUUCCUUCCUGUUGCAGUGACAAAGCCACUAUAUUCAGUGCACAAACACCUGAAAUACAGAGUUCCCUGCCUGUCUAUGACCUUAAUAUCACCGUUUAUCCUGUGAACAACCAACCACCAUCUAUUGCUGUUGGAGAGGUGUUUGUGGUGAAUGAAGGAGGGUCAGCCUCUAUCACGGUGACCCAUCUGAGAGUUGAAGACCAAGACUCUGCUCCAGAAGACCUUAAGCUCAUCCUGGUUGCUCCUCCACAGUUUGGCUACAUAGAGAACAUCCUGCCCAGUCCAGGAUUUGAAAAGAGCAACAUGGGAAUCAGUAUCGCUUCUUUCACCUACAGGGAUGUGUUGAAUGGACACAUUAACUAUGUUCAGUCUAGACACCAGAGGAUGGAGCCGACCACUGACCAGAUCAUGCUGCAUGUGUCCGAUGGGAAACAGCAAUCCUCUUCAGUCCUGUUCUACAUCAUCAUCAGUCCGACCAAUGAUGAGAUUCCAGACUUCCUGGCCAGAAACAUCACGGUUCGGGAGGGAGACAUGAAAGAGUUGGACCCAUCUAUAAUCAGUGCGGUGGAUCUUGAUGUUCCCAGAGACCGUUUAAUGUUCAGCAUAGUCCAGCAGCCUCAGCACGGCUCCAUCAUGAGUGUCCCACACGGCAAUGAUGUGACGCAUUACAAGCGCGGAUCUGAGAUCCCUGUGGAGCACUUCACUAUGGAUGACCUCAGGAGUGGCAUGACUCUGAUGUACAUGCACGAUGACUCUGAGAGUGAGCAGGACGGAUUUAUUGUUCAGCUCUCUGACGGAAAACACCAGCUCCAGAAACACAUGCAGGUUAAAGUACUGCCUGUCAAUGAUGAGGAGCCACAAAUUAUACGGAACACUGGCCUUGAGAUGGAGGCUGGGGAGUCCAGACUGAUCUCCAGUGCUGUGCUUAGUGCUCACGACAAAGACACUUCUUCUUCUGACAUCGUCUAUGUUUUUGAGAGCAUACCGAGUCAUGGUGUCAUUCAGAUGAAGGUCGGCACAGACUGGGUGUCUGUAUCUGCAGGAAUGAACUGCUCUCAGCAGGUUUUGGAUAUGAACCUGUUACGGUACCUUCACACCAGUAAUCCUGGAGCACCCGCUGACGACUUCUUUGUCUUUCACCUGUUGGACGGCAAGAACCGCUCUCCUGCUCAGCACUUCCACAUUACAGUCAAAGAACUGGAGAAAGGAGACAUAGCAUUGUUCCUGAAGCCUGUGAGGUCUAGUCGAGGGGAGCGUGUGGUUCUCACCACAGACGUCUUGCUGGCGGUGGACGGCACUGACAAGCCGGAGGAGCUGCUCUAUGUCAUCACUGUACCUCCAGCACAUGGUCAUGUGGAGUACAUCAAACACACCGGCAUGCAAAUUCAGUCGUUCAGUCAGCUGGACGUAGCAGCAAACCUGGUGUGUUAUGUACAUGACAACAGAGCCACUUCACCUAAAGAGACCCUGCAGUUUGUGGUCAGCAAUGGCAUAUCAACUCGCAACGGGACCCUGGAGAUCUUAGUGGAAAUGACUGAUAAGGUUCUCCCCACACUAGUGCAUAACACUGGUCUACGGGUUCCCCAGGGGUCCACCAUAACUUUGACACCUGAUGCCUUAUUCCUGUCUGAUCCUGACAGCCCACACACUGCCUUGAGCUACAGGGUGGUACACCCUCCCCAGUAUGGCCAGUUGCUUUUGAAGGGACAGACACUGGUCGCUGCUAGCAGUUUUACCCAGCAGAACAUUCAGGAUCUGGCUGUUUCAUACAGACACUCUGGAGGAGCUUCUCAGAUCGAUCGCUUCAGAUUCACAGCCUCUGACAGCACAGAAAGAGGCUUCCUGCUGGACGGACACGUGCAAACUGAGCCGCUCUUCUUCACUCUGCAAAUUGAAGCUCUCGACAGCUCAGCUCCACAGAUAGCAGUGUUGGAAACCCUGUGGAAAGUGGAGCUCCUCAAAGAUGGUCGUUAUGGGAUCUUUAUAUCCUCCAGAGAGCUUAAGGCUCAGGAUAAGAACUCUGCAGAUGGUGAUCUGAUCUAUCACAUCCUCAGACCGCCUUACUUUGGAUACCUGGAAAAUUAUACCAAUGGUGAGUUUGUGAGGCAUCGUUUCUCUCAGAGGGAUCUGAACAGAAGGAAUAUCCUCUACAUCAUAAACUCUGCUCUAGACUCUUUAACUGACAGCCUGGAGUUUGCCGUGUCUGAUGCACUGGGCAAAUCUGGACUUUCUCACAAAUUGGAGUUUAGCUGGGCCAGUGUGGAGCUGACCAGGACUGAGUAUAUCAUAUGUGAGAGUCAGGGGUCAGUCUCACUAACCAUCCAGAGGAAGGGGAAUGUGCAGGACUCGUCUUAUGUGACUGUACAGGUGAAAGAACUAACAGCAUCUGCUGGAAAGGAUUUUAUACCGGCUUCAUCUUUGAUUCAGUUUGACCCAGGGAUGGUCAGUCGAGGAUGGAGAGUGGAGAUGGUUCAGGAUUCUUUAGAGGAAGGUGAUGAGAAAUUUGAGGUUACCUUGAUAUCUCCGGUGGGUGCAAUGCUGAAAGACAAAUCAAAAGCCACCAUCUUCAUAAAGGACACAAAUGGGCAGUGCAGAGAGACCCGAAUCAAAGCAGGAACUAGUAUUCAAGGCCGGGAGGUUGAGCCAGGUCCGUACCCUCAACACGGCUCCAUCCAGGUGGAGACAUUACCUUUCUCUCAGGGCUAUAUCAGAGGUGAUGGAGAUAUAACAGCUGAAGCUCCCUCCACUACAAAGAAAACACUCAGAGUCAUUGGGAAUGGAAAAGUGGUUCAGCCUUCGGAAAUUAUUCGUGAUGGAUCUGAUGUCAUUUACAAAUAUCACGGUAUGGUAUCGAUGGCGGUGGAGGACAACGCUGACUCCAGGACUGACAGAAAGGCACAGGUGCAGGUGACCAGCUGGGGGCAGCAUCACGCUCCUGCGCUCAGGACAAAACUACAGCAAACGGACAGAGUUCUGCAGCCUUCUGGGACUCGGCCUUCUUCUAAACCCUGUACUCCAGAGCUCAGUGGCUUCCUCCACUACAACGACAGCUCAGGUCAGAUGUUUCACUGUAAUGGAGUCUCCUGGAGGCCCUGGACACCUACUAAUGAGACUGUGAAAGCACAGAAAUGUCCUCGAGGAUGGACGUACCACAACGACUUCUGUUAUAUUCUGAGCACAGAGCGCAAAGCCACGUGGAGCACUGCGGUGCGGGCCUGCAGAGAAAGCUUCAAUGGAAACCUGGUCAGUGUUUUGUCAAAAGGAGACAUGGACUGGCUGUGGGACUUCAGUGAAAGAAAACCCUUUUGGAUUGGUCUGAAUGAUCGUGAAAGUAAAGGCCGCUGGGAGUGGGUGGGUGGAGAGCCGGUCACUUACACCAACUGGAGGCGGAGCCCUCCAAAAAACAGGAAGAAGGGAACCAGGAAGUGUGUCCUGGUCUGGAGGAAGACGAAAUGGCAGAUACGAGACUGCAAGAAAGGAAAGGGACACCGUUAUGUGUGUUAUGUUAAAAUGUAAG